Schizosaccharomyces japonicus yFS275 is the source of this 1383-nucleotide messenger RNA. Its product is annotated as transcription factor. The transcript is spliced from 2 exons. Gene Ontology annotation, molecular function: zinc ion binding; DNA binding; DNA-binding transcription factor activity, RNA polymerase II-specific. Gene Ontology annotation, biological process: regulation of transcription by RNA polymerase II; DNA-templated transcription; regulation of DNA-templated transcription. Gene Ontology annotation, cellular component: nucleus. The record is from RefSeq and is a predicted model, not a curated record. NCBI's taxonomy places the organism in Eukaryota, Fungi, Ascomycota, Schizosaccharomycetes, Schizosaccharomycetales, Schizosaccharomycetaceae. Bases 1 to 1383 code for a protein of 460 amino acids.
AUGAGUGCAGGAAAAAGCUCGGGCCCAAGGCAAAGAAUUGCGGUGGCCUGCGACCGCUGUCGCCGUAGAAAGAUCAAAUGCACAGGCAAUGAGACGCCUGACCACCAGUGUGCCGCAUGCUCCAAGGCGCACGCGGAAUGCCACUUUGCAGCAGCGCCCAUGCGCAAUUCGCGCCGCAAGUCGGCUCCAUUGCACUCGGCGUCUGUGGGACCCACCUUCCUUGCGCACACGAUGCCGCGCACCGCAGUCCCGAUGGGAGUAGCAGCACACUGUGCUGUCCCCGGUGCGGUGGAGACGCUCAAGAAUGAUCCCUCGUACCCACCGUUGCGUUCCUACUCAAUGCCCUUUUUGCAGCAGCCCGGUCAGACGCUCUCGUCGACCGCCGCUGUGGGUUCCAUGAGCGGUUCAUGCCGUAUUCCCACCACAUUUUCCCUGGAUCCGUUUGAGUUUGAGCCGGGUAGUGCCCUUCCCGCGACGGCACCGUCGGCUGCUGCUACUGCUGCUCCUUCUGCAACUGUUGUGUCGCCUUCCAAUUCAGCGACACUUCCGCCCGACUAUAUGUGUUCACAGACGGGAUUCGGGUUUGCAUUUGGCGGCGAUGCAACAGCCGCCUGGCCUGCUCCGACGACAUCUCCUUUCGCGUCGCCAACCUCACUGUUCUCCCCUGCGACGGCCGUGGACGCUACGAGUGCCGUUUCCGGUACUGCUUCGAAUGCUCCUGGUGCAACGAUUCUGCCUACGGCCGCUGAAUGGGAAGCUGUAGUCGCAAGCACUAGACCAGCUGGCUCCAACACAGUUUCUACGUCGACGGACCUGAAUGAAAUGUCUCUGUAUGCGCCGACAUCAGAUGCUUUGGUUCUUGACGCAAAGUCAUCCAGUCCAAAGCCGCCGAUGACGAGUACGAAGGCAUCCUCUUCCUCAGCCGCAUCUACGGUUCCCAAUUCGACCGUCUCACCUUCUCCAUUCCCCUCCGCGGGACAAGGAUUUGAUUAUGCGUCCUUCCUAACAGAGUCACCGCAAUUACAAGCUCUAUCGCUGGACACACGGCACCAGCACCUGCAACAUCCGGUUAAAAAUGAACUGGCUUCGGACACGGCUUCUUCGACGGCUGUGGACGAACCGUCUUCCACAAUAACUGGUGACAUCUCCGUCCCAGCACAGAGUCCUUUUCCCAUCGAAUACAUUGAUUCUUUGUCUGCGGACUUCAAUUCCGCAAGCGAAAACCUUCUUUGGUGGCCUCCAGUAACGACUUCUCCCAUUCCCACUUCGUCUUCCGAAAUGAAAUCCAACGUCUGUCACCCUUCCGAAGUCUCAUCUCUCGAUGAUGUCCUUUGGGUUGCAGGUAGCUUGGAGGAUGACCAUUCCUUGCAAACUGCGUAUUAA